CCCCGUUUUUUUGUAUAGUAAUCCCCGCAAGAGGGUACCUGCAUACCUCCAUACUGGAUACUCCAGUAUGCAAUUUGCAGUAACUGGAAAAGGCGGUUGUUUGAAGUAGGCGGUUUUUUAUUUAUCUCCAUUCACAACAGUUUAAACGAUGGCCGAGCACGAGGAACACCAGUAUUUAAACCUCAUUAGAAACCUUAUUCAAAACGGAAAUGUCAAAGGAGAUCGGACAGGCACUGGAACAAGAUCAAUUUUUGGAGCACAAAUGCGAUUCAGUUUGCGACAUGGAAAAUUUCCCUUGUUGACAACUAAACGAGUCUUCUGGAGAGGCUUGAUGGAAGAACUUCUUUGGUUUGUCAGGGGUUCAACAAAUGCUAAAGAACUUCAACAAAAGGAUGUCCGUAUAUGGGAUGGAAACAGCUCAAGGGAGUUUCUUGAUUCAUUAGGCUUGAAGGAUAGAGAAGAAGGAGACUUGGGUCCAAUCUAUGGCUUUCAAUGGCGGCAUUUUGGGGCUAAAUAUGACAAUAUGUACAGUGAUUACAGUGGUCAAGGGGUUGAUCAACUGAAAAAUUUGAUAGAAACGAUACGUACAAAUCCUGACGAUCGACGCAUGAUUCUUACAGCUUGGAAUCCAACGGCAUUACCACUAAUGGCGUUACCACCGUGCCAUUGCUUGGCCCAGUUCUAUGUAGCAAAUGGUGAACUGUCUUGCCAAAUGUAUCAAAGAUCUGCUGAUAUGGGUUUAGGUGUUCCCUUUAACAUAGCCAGCUAUUCUUUGCUGACAUGCAUGAUAGCUCACGUCACUGGUCUAAAUCCCGGAGAAUUCAUUCAUACGCUUGGAGAUGCUCAUGUUUACAGUAAUCACAUAAGUGCACUCAAAAAGCAGUUGGAACGAGAGCCGCGACCAUUUCCCAUUCUUAAAAUCACGCGUCAAGUGCCUGAUAUUGACGAUUUUAAAGCCGAAGAUUUUGUACUUGAAGGGUAUGAUCCGCAUCCAAAGAUCCCGAUGGAUAUGGCUGUUUAGACAUUGUACCUCUCCUUUAAUAAAAUUAAUCAAAUUAUAUACUGA
Molecule: messenger RNA, 1066 nt
Organism: Daphnia magna
Lineage: Eukaryota; Metazoa; Arthropoda; Branchiopoda; Diplostraca; Daphniidae
Product: thymidylate synthase
Exons: 6
Coding region: 149-1021 (290 amino acids)
Biological process (GO): dTMP biosynthetic process
Cellular component (GO): mitochondrion; cytosol
Molecular function (GO): thymidylate synthase activity
Source: RefSeq, a predicted model, not a curated record